GAAUUAAUGGAAGGUUUAGACAUUGCAUAUCAUAUAACAGUUCCAUUUCACGAUGCUGUUACUUAAAAAAAAAAAAAAAAAUCUCAAUUAUUUAUCCUGGGUAAAGGGAGUGAUUUGGGGUGGUAAAUCUCAGUAGCUGUGUUCCCACCCUUCAACCUUAGUACACAUAAGCAGGACUGCACAGUGUCACUAUGGCAGCAGCAUGGCCAUACAGCCGGUACACCUUAGCUAAUGUUGUAAUAGCAUAUUUGUCCUUCCCUUCUGUGUCUAGUGGGUGAGGUGUCUGCCGUUCCCAACACAGCAGAGUCUGCAGCUCUCCCCGCGGUCCCACCUCUAGAAGAACCUGCUUUCGUCCCAGUCUCUACUGUAGCAGACCCCGUCCAGUCUCUACUAUAGCAGACCCCGUACCCGUCUCUACUAUAGCAGACCCCGUACCCGUCUCUACUGCAGCGGAGGGGGUGUCGUCUCAGUGUGACAUGGCUGAGGAGCUGAGCCGCCAGCUGGAGGACAUCCUCAACACCUACUGUCUGGAGGACAACGGGGAAGACGGGGUUAACCUGCCCAACGGCCAAUCACACGGCCCUGUGCUCAACGGCCUGGCCAAUGAGAAGGAGCUGGACGUGAAGCCAGACGAUGUCAAAGGGAACGCCUGCGGAGCGGAGAAGGUGAAGACUCAGGACAAGAAGAAGGUGAAGGGUCUGGGUAAAGAGAUCACCCUGCUGAUGCAGACCCUGAAUACUCUGAGUACACCAGAGGAGAAACUGGCAGGCCUCUGUAAGAAGUAUGCUGAUCUGCUGGAGGAGCAGCGGAACAGUCAGAAGCAAAUGCGGGUCCUACAGAAGAAACAGUCUCAGCUGGUGCAGGAGACAGACCACCUAAAGAAGGAACACAGCAAGGCUAUCCUGGCACGCAGCAAACUGGAGUCACUCUGUAGGGAGCUGCAGAGACACAACCGCACACUCAAGGUUGGCAGGAUUCCCCAAUUGGUGGCACCCAGGCCGAAUUUGGCCCCCGGGUGAUAUUAAUUUGGGCCCCCAAAGUUUACCGAGUUGUACGUUUGUUCCAAAGUAUUCCCACGCAUAAUAGAGAGAUCUGAUCGUAUACAAAUAUAUUAAGCAAGGUAUGAAAUUAUGUUUUAUUCAAAUAUCUGUUUGGGCUUCUUGCAGUUCAAUUUGCAGUCUACAAAUGAUUCAAAAUUAUGUUCCGGUCCCUUGACCAUCUUCUCAAGAAAAAAAAUCGCCCCUUGGCUGAAUCUAGGUAAUGAUCCCUGAGGUAAAGGACGAUGAAGCUGUACCUUUUUCACACUUACUGAGCCAAACCGGGCUGAGCUUGAAUGUGCUGGCCACCAUUAUUGCUUGAACACUGCUGGAAAGGACCGGCCAGCACAGUGUGGCGUAAGUCUGUAUUCAGGCCAG
This is a messenger RNA of Oncorhynchus keta (chum salmon), 1415 nucleotides long. RefSeq names its product alpha-taxilin-like. Gene Ontology annotation, molecular function: syntaxin binding. The transcript is spliced from 3 exons. The record is from RefSeq and is a predicted model, not a curated record. Bases 477 to 1019 code for a protein of 180 amino acids. NCBI's taxonomy places the organism in Eukaryota, Metazoa, Chordata, Actinopteri, Salmoniformes, Salmonidae.